AUGGCUCAGGACAUGACGGAGAAGGAGCUGCUCAAGAUGGAGCUGGACCAGCUGAAGAAGGAGGUGAAGAACGAGAGGCAGAUGGUCUCCAAGACGGGCAAGGAGAUCAAGGAGUACAUCGAGUCCAUGGCGGGCGAGGACCCGCUGCUCAAGGGCGUGCCCGAGGACAAGAACCCCUUCAAGGAGAAGGGAGGCUGCACCAUCAGCUGAGCCCCGUGCCCACC
Sturnus vulgaris (Common starling) is the source of this 224-nucleotide messenger RNA. RefSeq names its product G protein subunit gamma transducin 2 (gene GNGT2). Gene Ontology annotation, cellular component: heterotrimeric G-protein complex. The record is from RefSeq and is a predicted model, not a curated record. Gene Ontology annotation, biological process: G protein-coupled receptor signaling pathway. NCBI's taxonomy places the organism in Eukaryota, Metazoa, Chordata, Aves, Passeriformes, Sturnidae. Gene Ontology annotation, molecular function: G-protein beta-subunit binding.